Ostrinia furnacalis (Asian corn borer) is the source of this 2131-nucleotide messenger RNA. RefSeq names its product 15-hydroxyprostaglandin dehydrogenase [NAD(+)]. Gene Ontology annotation, molecular function: oxidoreductase activity, acting on the CH-OH group of donors, NAD or NADP as acceptor. The transcript is spliced from 7 exons. The record is from RefSeq and is a predicted model, not a curated record. NCBI's taxonomy places the organism in Eukaryota, Metazoa, Arthropoda, Insecta, Lepidoptera, Crambidae. The coding region runs from base 257 to 1015 and encodes 252 amino acids. Gene Ontology annotation, cellular component: cytoplasm.
AAACGAUAUGCAACGAAAGAUACGUGCGCGUAGUGGCCGGUUAUUUAUACUCGUAGGACAAAGCCGAAACUACCACCGAAUACUCUGAAAUUCUGAAUCAGCGUACUAGCGAGAGUGGAUGUCGUGCGAUCGUGCGUACACUAGGGGGAGAAAAUAGGGAGGCGGGCGCGCCCCACCCCGGUAUUCCCGGCGCGAUCGAACCGCAGCGUAGUGGACUUACAGACGCAUUCGGGCGAGGUGUUCCGUGAAAAAAGUGAUGGAGUUAAAAGGAAAGGUUGCCUUGAUCACCGGCGCUGCCGCCGGCAUUGGCCUCGCGUACACAGAAGAACUCCUCAAACAAGGAGCCAAGGUUUCAGUAUGCGACAUCGAUUCGGAGAUCGGGGAACAGGUGGCCGACGAGUUGGGAGCCAAGUAUGGCCGGAAGAACGUGCUGUUCUGCCAGUGUGACGUCACCGACUACCCACAGUACGAAGAGGCUUUCGAGAUGACGAUGAAGGUGUUCAACCGACUGGACAUCGUGAUCAACAACGCCGGCGUCAUGAACGACAGGUUCUGGGAGCUGGAGGUGGACGUCAAUCUAAACGGGGUGAUACGCGGGACUCUGCUGGCCUACCGAUUCAUGGGCAAGGACCGCGGGGGACAGGGCGGCACUAUCGUGAACACUGCGUCCACAGCCUUUGCGAGACCUCAAGUGUCCACCCCCAUCUACACUGCUACCAACUACGCUGUGGUGGGGCUGACCAGGUCUUACGGGGACCAGUACCACGUGAACUUGACAGGCGUGAGAAGUAUGGUGCUGUGCCCGGGGCUCACCGACACGGGCCUGGUCAAGGAGAUCCGCAAGCAGCUCAUGUCUUCCGAGUACGAGGCCGCCUGGCAGAGGGACAACGCUAACUGCAAGACGCAGAGCGCGGAACACGUUGGCAGGUCGCUAAUCGAGAUACUCACCAAAGGACAGAGUGGCUCAGUCUGGGUUGUCGAGAACGGCCUGCCAGCCCGGGAGUGGCGUGGCUAAGCAGUUUACCAGCGACAAACUGAUACAAAAAACUUACGGGCAAACGAAACGUUUGUGAAACUCCCGUGCCGUUAGAGAAUGGGGCUUAGGACGCUCGUCCUUGCAUAGAAUGGUACGUAAUACUAGAUUCAAUCUCUUAGAUAUUUACAGUCAUAGAAUUUGAACAAUACGCGUAGGUAGACAAUUUUCAAUAAACGUCUCUAAAUCUUUCGAGCUCUAUUAAAGUUCGUUAAUGAUAAAUAUUAAAUUACCAUUCAUUUGCCUAAUUCCCAUUUUCUAACAGCACGCUAUUUUAACAGGAUGGUUCAAAAGUGAAUUUUUCUAUGAAAAUAUUUUCUUGCUGUACUUUUGGACCAACCUGUAUUUUAAAUGACAAUUUUAUCAAAAGCUCAACUGAAAUACAAAUUCGUGCCAACUAGGGCCCAACCACUUUCCUCAGUACAACAACUUCAGCUAUCUUUUUAUCAACGUUUCAAAAUUAACAUUAAUUUUUCAAGGCGAGGAAAGGGCACAGAAAAAAGCAAUAUUUUUAACAGCACUUUUUUAAACUUAUGAACUCUUUCAAGCUGACUUCAAAUUAUGAAGUGGUUGUGUAAAUAUUCUGUUUCAGUAGGAAUAGUCGUCUCGUGUAAGAAGCAGCAUUUAUAUUUUUUAAAGAAUGUUUUAUAAAAUAUGUAACAACAUUAAUGUAUAAUUAUACGCGGUAAUAUUUAGAUGUAAGUCCUUGUAUUGUGUACCUUCCUACUUAUUGUAAUAAAAUCGUAUACAGACAAGUAUGUAUUUUAAGCACAUACUUGUAUUUUAAAUGCUUUUGAAUUAUUAGUUACGGAUGUCAAACAUUUUGUUUAAGAUUGUAGUACUAAGUGUGCAAUGUAUAAAUAUCGAGGGCGCAAGUUAGUACACUUUGCUUAUGGGGGUGAAUAAUUAAUAACAGCAACAAGUAUGGAAAAUUCGAUGUGUGUCCGAUUGCGCCUAAAUUGUUUUAUUUUAAUGUUUUGUAUGUAUUAUGUAUACAUUUUUUAUGAAGUUUGUUGACUAUUUACCGACAUUACGAAGCUUAUUUAUUGCCAAGUACGUUGUGUACAAGCUUAAAAUUUAUUUGCAAUAAAAACAAUA